Saccostrea echinata is the source of this 1873-nucleotide messenger RNA. RefSeq lists its product as uncharacterized. NCBI's taxonomy places the organism in Eukaryota, Metazoa, Mollusca, Bivalvia, Ostreida, Ostreidae. The transcript is spliced from 4 exons. The coding region runs from base 21 to 1871 and encodes 616 amino acids. Gene Ontology annotation, molecular function: protein binding. The record is from RefSeq and is a predicted model, not a curated record.
UCGAUUCGCCAUGCUUUGCUAUGGAGUUCACGAAUAUCUACCAAAUCUCACCAUUGACUUUUUUACUGAAAGCAAACCUCGUGAUUUGCACCGUUAUGUCUCAGUGUGGAUUUAAUGAAUUUCGGAGGCAGUUCGGGAACUCAAUGGGAUACCAAUGCGUACCCUGCCGAGAGUGUCCAAAUGGAUUCAGGGAGAUGUCAUUGUGUAGCAACGUCACAGACACAGAAUGUGAGCAAUGUCCUAGCGGAACAUUUUAUAGGAUGACUCGUCUUGAGAAGUUGUGUCAGAAAUGUAGACAGUGUUCGGUGAAUUCUGAUCAGUUGGAAUGCAUGAAUGAUACAAACAUCAACUGUUCCAGUUUCUGUCAAGAUGUCAGAACACUGCGGACCUGUAAGACCUGCUCAACUUGUAGGAAGAAUCAAUUUACAAAAAUUAGCUGUUCGGCCACCGAAAAUACGGUCUGUAAGACAUGUAAACAAUGCAAAGGGCAUCAUUUUAUUGCCAGGAAGUGUUCAAAAAGUAGAAAUACCCAUUGUAAACGAUGUCGUAAGUGCAUAAAAGGUAAAACUUACUUAUAUAAAAAAUGUAGAGGACACAGAGACACACACUGUAAAUCAUGCUCCACGUGUCCGCUCGGAUAUUACGUCAAACGGAAGUGCACAAGACGCCAUGAUACCAUUUGCGCUCCUUGUUCAGCUGAUAAUAUUAAUGAUGUCAUGUGUAACAAGUGCCCCCAAGGUACUUACUAUGAAAGGUCCUCCACCAACCAAAGUGUAUGUGUGUCCUGCGCUCAAGGUACCUUCAUGGACAUAAAUAAUCACAACAUCGGAUUCUGCAAGAGAUGUCGACGCUGUGGUCCGAAUGAGGAAACAAUACAAGCAUGCAAUGCUACUCACGAUAGCGAGUGUGGGGAUUGUUCGAAAGGUUUUUUCCGACUGCGAUCCUCACACAGCUGUGUUAUGUGUUCCAACUGCCUAAAGAAUCUAUUCAACUCCUCAAGCCUUGAAGUGGACGAGUGUCGCCGACAAAUGAACGACACGGACAAAGUUUGUAUGCCGUCUAUUCCCUCAGUACUUCUGGUCGUCAAUGCAUCACUUCUUUAUAGACUGGGAUUCAAUCAAGGUGAAAAUCCAGUUUAUAAUGAAACAAUUGACGUAAAUGGAACUACACUCCUCCCAACCAGAAACUACACCACGACACCCCUCCCAAACAGACACCACACCACGACACCCCUCCCAAACAGAAACAACACCACGGUACCAAAACAGGACGGAGACCGAAGACUGACCAGCUCGAGGGUUGUCCAGACUACGGCUGCAGAUAUAAAGCAAUAUAACAUAAAGAAUCACACAGAAACCAGAAUAAAAUCCUAUAUUGCUUUAUCUGAAUAUAACAACACUAUAACUUCAUUGUUAACUCGCAGCAAAGAAACGCCCACAGCUGUAGAGAGCAGCUCUGUAGACGCUGGGACAAUCUCGAUUCAUGGGGUCUCAACGUACAGUCCAAUUGUUGUUGGUUUUAUGCUGAUUUUAAUAAUAGUUUUAAUCAUUCUGCGAUUAUUUAUGUUUAAGAGAAAACGCUCAUUUUCUUUGAAAAAACAAGAGAUCAGGUAUACAGUUUCCAAACCAACUCUCUUUUCUACUAAUUCGAUCACCGACUGUUUCGAUUUGGGCAUCCAAUAUCACAGAACAAGCCAGAAAUACAGUAGUGAUCCGGACUUUAAGCGCCAUUCUGAACCUUUGUGUAGGAAUGAUAGAGGAUCCUAUAUAUUAGACUAUAAGUCGAGAUCGCUCGGUACUAUCAACGCCGCCGAACUUGAAUUCUGGAAUGAUCGAUCACUGCCAAGGAGUACCACACGAUACAAUGCAUAGAU